AUGUUGAGAACAUUGAGCACCCGCAGAAGCCACAGCAAGUAUGAAAAACUAGCUGACAAUCCUGAACCUUCUUCAUCCGAUCUUCUGGGAGGAGACAGUGAUUAUGAGCUUAAAAGGACCAACACCAUGCCAAUUCGAUUUCCAGGUUCCGAUAGAGGUCAGAAGGUGGCCGCGGAGCAGAGCUUGACAUCAGUCCCGGCUGUGAAACCGGCGAUGAAGGUUAACAAAAGCCACCCACUUUUCAGCCUCUUCGAUCGACGGCGCCAGAGCAAGAGGACCACUUCGAGGCCGGAGUUCGCUAGGUACAUCGAGUAUGUGAAGGAAGGAGGACUGUGGGAUAAGAACUCUGGCGUGCCUGUUAUGCACUACAAGUGA
Messenger RNA from Linum tenue, 375 nucleotides. The record is from the annotation of a GenBank genome assembly. Lineage: Eukaryota; Viridiplantae; Streptophyta; Magnoliopsida; Malpighiales; Linaceae.